AUGGGGAUCCCGAUCUUCGAGACUUGGUGCUUCACGGCGAGAUCAAAUCCGCGAGAUGACCAUUCUCAAAAGUUGGUCUGUAGUAGACCACCCCUUAAAUUAUUUCAAAACAGGCUGUUCCUGUUGCCUGUUGGAGAUGGAGUUGUCUACCAGGCCAUUUAUUUCAAAGCAAGCUGUUGGAGUUUACUAGACCAUUUAUUUGUUAGAAAAGUGUCAGGCUCUGCUGGACCAUUUAUUUCAAAAGUUGUUCUUCCUUGUUGUUCUUGUUGGACUACUCUAGGUGACCAUUUCCGAAAGUUCUGAGAAAGAAGACUUGAGGACCUUUUCCUUAAUGUCAUCAAAAGUUUCAGACGAUGGAAGACACUUGUAGUCUCAACGAUAACGAAGAACCAAGAAAGCGGUGCUACAACUUUAUCAAUCAUCGUCACAAGUACAAUCGAAGAUAAUCGUGACUGGGACCACCGAAUUCAAAAUUUCCUAAGCUUCAUUGUUUCCGUGCUAUCCUC
Molecule: messenger RNA, 506 nt
Organism: Amoebophrya sp. A25
Lineage: Eukaryota; Dinophyceae; Syndiniales; Amoebophryaceae
Source: the annotation of a GenBank genome assembly